CCUGAAGAAGCCUCGGGGUAAGAGCAAUGGUUCUACAGAAAUUCUCACACUAAAACCGCAAGUGUGGUGACACAUUAUAAAUCGAAAAAAAUCAGAGAAAGAAUUUCAUUCAUGAAGCUGGAGUUCCCGAGUCGGAGUUCAAAUAUUUCUAUGUAGCGAAGAGGAUCUCGAUUCAACCGGUUUCCAGGAUUUUUAAAGACGUGUACUAUAUGGCUUCAUUGAUGGCAUUAUGACCAGAUCGUCUCAAACUCAAUUAUGAAUUGUUGUAAUCUAUUUUGAGCAAUGAACUUGAUUUUACCAGAUAAGAAGCCACACAUCUCGUAUAAACGAUCAUCUGUGAAAAUUGGCACACAUAUAUUUCUAACGCAUAUUAAAAAUAUUUACUCUAACUCAUGUAUCAUGGACUUUUGACAAGCAUUUCAUAGAAGCAGCGCAGAAUUUCGAGAAUUUGGAUAAAUUAUAAACUAACAUAGGAUUUUCAUAUGAUUUAUGCCAUAAUUAGGGAUCUAUAACAGAGCAACACGAGAAACUGGCUCCGCAGGCAAAGGGAAGGAGUGAACUGGGAAGGAAUCUAUUCAACUCAGGGAUGCACGCAAUAUGUAGCCACUUCACUAAAGUAAAUGAUCAGACAAACAAUGGAUUAAAAACAUAACUGAUUGAUCCGGGAUAGGAUCUCAUAGUACGAAAUUAAGGAAUUCCACAAAUAUGUACCUUAACAUGGAUAAACAAGAGACGAUGGUGAACAUUAUUAUAACUGUGAUAUUUUAUAAUAUUUUGACAACAAAUGCAAUCGAGACAUGGUGGAGCCUUGGUAUGAAUGGCUUUGAAGCGUGGAGGAACCCCCAAUUAUUUAUCUUAGGAGCCCAGCCAGUAUGUACACACCUACGAGGCCUCUCCCCGGGCCAGACCAAGCUAUGUCAGCUCUACCAAGACCACAUGCCCGCUGUUAGCCGAGGGGCAAAGCUGGGCAUACACGAGUGUCAGUACCAGUUUCGUAAUAGACGUUGGAAUUGUAGUACCGUCGACGAUGAUUCAGUCUUCGGGCCAAUUACUGAAAUAGCCAGUAGAGAGGCCAGUUUUACGCACAGUAUAGCAGCAGCUGGGGUGGUGUUCUCUAUAGCCCGGGCGUGUAGGGAGGGAGAACUCUCAAAUUGUGGUUGUAGCAGAAAACUAAGGCCCAAGGGUCUAGAUAGAGACUAUAUAUGGGGUGGUUGUGGCGAUAACGCCGAAUAUGGCUACAGAUUCGCAAAAGGUUUUAUUGAUGCCAGAGAAAAUGAGAAAAACCACCCGAGGCAUUCCCGGGAGCUUUCCAGGAUGCUAAUGAAUCUUCAUAAUAACGAAGCCGGUCGAAGGGCGGUCUACAAGCACACAAAGGUGGCGUGCAAGUGCCACGGGGUGUCUGGCUCUUGUAGCUUAAAAACCUGCUGGCAGUCGCUCCUCAGUUUUAGGGAAAUCGGGAACUUUCUCAAAGAAAAAUACGACGGAGCAACAGACGUCAAGUUUAACAGACGUGGCACAAAGCUUGAGCGUAAAAACCCUAUGUAUAAUAAACCUACUAAAGAGGAUAUGAUAUAUCUUGACCCAAGCCCGGACUAUUGUGAGCCAAAUAAGCUCACGGGUUCAAGAGGAACAAUUGGUAGAAGCUGCGAGAAAAACUCAGAUGGCAUGGAAGGGUGCAACCUUAUGUGCUGCGGGAGGGGAUAUAAUACUCACAAAAUAACGCUCACUGAGCGAUGUCAUUGCAAAUUUCACUGGUGCUGUUAUGUGAAGUGCAGAACAUGUAAACGUGUCGUUGAUAUCCACACGUGUAAAUAGUACGUACAUAAUAACGUGUACAUUCGAAUCUAGACGCAAUACAUAACGAGUCCAUUUUGCACUACCCUCGUGUAGCAACGCCAUUCACGUAAGACUCGAUUUAAGAAUGGCGUGGCGUUUGACAUACAUGGUGCCCAAUUGGCCAGAACAACGCCGUGAUAAUACUGACAUGGACGGAAGUAUUCUACGCAUAUCAUCAUAAAUGAGAAUUUAUUCUCAACUACUGAUAAAUCGUCUGCUGAAGAGGACACUUGUGCAAGUGCCACUUAUGAGGCAACUGUGACAUUGAUAGCUAGCUAGUCCCAGUCACAUACAUAGACAGAAUAUAAGAUGUUACAGACAACUACAAUGCUGCAAAAAACCGAACGAUGGCACGUAGUAGUAGAAGAGGCAACCAAUUUGUUCUUAAAACUGUACAAUAUGUACAUAAUAUAGACAACUGAAGAAUAUUAAAUGUAAAUAGUUAAAGAGAAGUGAAGCUAAUAUAUAUAAACAUGUGCUGUACCAUAUCUACACAUGGGUAUAUGAUAAUAAUGAUUUAAUUCUAUGAGCAGAUUUGUACGUAAUGAUUGGUCGAAUCGAUCACGUGUAAGCUGACGUGUCAAAACUUUCUCAGUCAGUGUCAAGCAUGUUAUGUAAUCAUGUCAUUUAUGGCUUUCCCUUUAUUCCAUUUGAUUUGAAAAUCCAACCAAUAUUUAUCAAU
Molecule: messenger RNA, 2518 nt
Organism: Owenia fusiformis
Lineage: Eukaryota; Metazoa; Annelida; Polychaeta; Sabellida; Oweniidae
Source: the annotation of a GenBank genome assembly